Larimichthys crocea (large yellow croaker) is the source of this 2243-nucleotide messenger RNA. RefSeq names its product solute carrier family 35 member C1 (gene slc35c1). Lineage: Eukaryota; Metazoa; Chordata; Actinopteri; Sciaenidae. The transcript is spliced from 3 exons. The record is from RefSeq and is a predicted model, not a curated record. Bases 30 to 1238 code for a protein of 402 amino acids.
UGCAUUGUGUCAUAAGGCUGUAACAGGAAAUGCAGGUCAAACAAAUCCUGCUUCCUGGAUGGGUGUGUAAGGCAAGGCAGAGACUUUAUUACGCACCCAACCUGCCUGCUGGAUUCACCAGACGCAGGACAGUCCACGACGGUUUAAGGACUCAGCUGAAGCGCUCCAGCAUCCUCAGGAUGGCUCUAGCGGACCCGGAUACGGUGGACCAGGACGGCCGUGGAGAGCCGUUCAUAGUCCGGGCAGUGAAGAUAGCGGCGGUGGUCGUUCUGUACUGGUUCGUCUCCAUAACGAUGGUGUUCCUUAACAACUAUCUCCUAGACAACCGAGACCUGGACGCGCCGCUGUUCGUCACUUUCUACCAGUGUGUGGUGACCGUCGGGCUGUGCUGGCUCAUGCAGCUGCUGUCCAAACUGUCGCCGCAGCUCAUCGACUUCCCGUCGGUCAAACUCGACCUGAAGACGGCCCGGGAGGUGCUUCCGCUGUCGGUGGUGUUCAUCUGCAUGAUCACCUUCAACAACCUGUGCCUCAAGUAUGUCGGGGUGGCCUUCUACACGGUGGGUCGUUCACUCAGCACGGUGUUCAACGUGCUCUUCUCAUAUGUUGUCCUGAAGCAGACCACGUCAUAUCGAGCCCUGGCAUGCUGUGGAGUCAUAUUAGGUGGUUUCUGGCUCGGCGUGGACCAGGAAGGCUUGGCAGGCUCCCUCUCGUGGACAGGUGUCUUUUUUGGAGUCCUGGCCAGCGCUUUUGUGUCCAUGAACGCCAUCUACACCAAGAAGGUGAUGCCCGCGGUGGACGGCAACAUUUGGAAACUGUCCUACUACAACAACAUCAACGCCUGCGUCCUCUUCCUCCCGCUCAUUGUUAUAUUUGGCGAGCUGCCGCGCGUCGCCGGCUUCAGCCGCCUCACCGACCUCGGUUUCUGGGGCAUGAUGACAAUCGGGGGAGUGUUUGGUUUCGCCAUCGGCUACGUCACAGGCCUCCAGAUCAAGUUCACCAGUCCUCUCACGCACAAUGUCUCGGGCACGGCGAAGGCAUGCGUGCAGACUGUCAUCGCCGUGGUGUACAACUCUUCCAGCAAAAGCCUGCUGUGGUGGACCAGUAACAUGAUGGUUCUCGGUGGCUCGUCGGCUUACACUUGGGUUAGAAGUCUUGAAAUGAAGAAGGACUCUUACAAAGCGCCAGUGGACUCAGCCAAGGAAAAACUACUGCCAGAGAAAGAACACAUCGGUGUUUAACCUUCUGGGGGGAAGCUUAAAUUUUUCUGUGUCAUGUGAGAAUGUGAAAUAAUAUUUAGAAUAUGACUGAUGUGUCAUUUUGGUUGGGUUUAAUAGUCUUGUGAUUUUAUACAAUCCUACUUAAAGCUUGAAGGCAUUUGUAUAUAUAUAUAUAUUUUAUUUAAAGAUAUGUUCACAUUUGUUUGGGGCCUUGAGAAAUAUAAUAAUGUGUCUUUUAUGGACUAGACUACUAGUGAAGGAUAAAAAAAAUCAUGUUUUUAUUCACAGGGAGGGUAUGGUUUAUUCACUAAAUUGAGGGUGUUGCCGUUGAGAUACAAACCUUUUUUCUUUUCUUUUUUUUACAGCUACAUGCCAUUAUGAUGAAUGUAUGUCACUAUCUUGAUAAUGUUUUUUUUACGGUAGCCUCUGGCUAGGAACAUUUCUGCUUUGUCAAAUAUGAACAAGACGAGGCUGGAUCUGUCAUAUCCUGUAACGGAUAUAUGACAGGUAUGGUGAUCACAAACCUUGACAAACACAAAAAGGCUUCUGUCUCCAAAGAAUUCACUCCUGCAUUUGAAACUUUUGCAGUCAAGCGCUUUUACACUAAUUUCUACGACGCUUUAAGUUUCCGAGCUGAGAAUGAAACAGCAAACACACGUGUUCUAUGAAAUAUAAUUGCAUUUUAAAAGUGGGACAGCGUGAAAUAGGGUCCUGUUAUAACUCUCAUGUUUCAUCUGAAUAAUGCGCGACUGCACUACAACCGAGAAGUCUUUGUUAACACUCUUAACCAAGGACGUGACAUUUCCGGUACGUCUUUACCGGCUCAUUAAUGUUUGAGUAAAUCGUUGUGUCUUUUUAAAAAUGCCUUUGAAUCAUUGUAACAGUUAAUCAGAGCCGGUGAAAAACAUUAAAGAUGGUGUGUAAAUUCAAUUGUUGAAGGGAACAUUGCACUUUCACUGGUUAUUUGUAUUUAAAUAUAAAAAUGUUGGCGCUCUUGUCAAAUAAAAUAUGUAUAGUUUAUAUACA